CGACGAGAAUACGGAAUUAUUCCAAUAAACUUCUUCUUCUGAAACAAUCAUCACUUGAUAAAUGGAAUCUAAACCUCUGAAGCGACUGAACAGCAAUAACAACGCGUCUAUCUUCGAUAAGCUAUCGACAGCAAACACUGUCAAAAACCGCAAAGGUGCAGGUACUAUCGAGAUUUACAGUACUCAAGUCCGAUCAUUAUCUUGCAGGAAGUGCAAAAACAUUAGAUAUCUCCCUCCAAGGCGCCCCAAACUUCCGUAGACCGAAGGGUGCAGAGUCGAUAGGCGUUUAUGGUACUGCUCAACCAACAAUAGCAGGUUUGAGGACGCUACUUACCUUAUUAGGUGCUGCACCAAAUUCCUCUCCUAUGGUGUCUCCGAAUGGCACUAACGGCUCACAAAAUUCAUCAUUCAAAUCAGCAUCUAACACAGGCAAAUCAAAGUCUGUAUUCGUGUCCACGAGGGACGAACCGAUCGUUUACAUUUCUGGACGGUCUUAUGUUCUUCGCCAUGCAACAAACCCUAAACGCGGCAUGCAGUUGAGCUAUCGCGCUGAAUCUUUGGAAGGUAUCGAGGAACGCUUAAAAGCAGAUGUGUUGAGUGAAUCAAGAAAGUAUGGCGAUCUUAUUAUGACACAUGAAGAAAAUGCUGAGGGUGAAAUUAUACCAACUUGGUUAGCCGUUGAUGCAUCCAAUGUACUCACACCGAGGGAACUCUGGCAUUCAUUUAAGAAUAAUGGCUACAACUUAGAUUACCACCGUAUUCCCAUCUCACCAGAGACUCCACUUGAAGAUAACUAUCUCGAUGCUUACCUUAGAGUUAUGAAAGAUAGUGAUCCACGUGAAACAAACAUCAUUUUCUCUUGUGGAAUGGGUGUCGUCCGUACUACUUAUGCUAUGGCUGCAGCGUUGAUGGUCAGACGCAAACAAUUGAUUUCUCUAGGUGAGAAGGAUCCAUUCCAUGAUGUUGACUUAUCAGAACAUCUCAAUCCUUCUGAUCAACGAGCAUCGAAUGUCCUCAAACAAGCUACUGCACAACAUCACAAUACCAUGUCUUUAUUGAGACUCACACAUUUGGUUGAGCAAACGUUAUUGUCAGAGGACCAAAGAUCAGCUAUAGAACUUCUCAUCGAACAUCCAAAUCUUCUCGAAGACUUACGUGCUGCAAGUUUGGGUGACUAUCAUGUUGUUCUCAAUAUUAUGGCUUGCUUGGAGCGUGGUAGUACAUGUAAAGGAGUUGUAGAUCAUGUUGUCAAUAUGACAGACCAUGUCGUCAACCUCCGUGAAUCAAUUUUAGAAAGUAGGUUACGUUCAUCACUUACAAGAGUUGACGAGGAUACUCGACAAUUACAUCUACUUGAAGCAUUGAAAUCGCUCGAGAGAUACGCUUUCGCUGUUUGUUUCGCAGGUUAUCUAGACGAAUGUUCAGAUCUCGACAAACCUUUCAUCGAAUGGUUGCAACAGCGCAAGGAAAUUGGCAAUAUGAUACAAUUCCUUCGUCAUAAAGGUGGUCGCCUUUUUAACUUUGCUCCGGUGGCCGAUUUAUCAGAUCUCUCGAAACGUGCAGUCUCUCGUGGUGCACUUGACAGAACUGGUAUAAAUGCAACAGACCCAUCGUUCGCUGGUGGAACUGUACUCGCUGAUGAGUAUGCUGAGUUAGUCGUUCAUCGUCGCAAUGGUAUCCUCCUUAGAUCAAGUACGCUAUUGAAAAAUGACAUCUGGAGACAAACUGAGAAGCAUGUUGCUUUGCCUGGCGCUGUUAACUUCAGAAGAGUCGCUGAAUCGAAUAUCUAUGCACUCGGUCAGCCUGACAUAACAGCUAUCGAUCAACUUGUCGAAAUGAUUCGAGAGAUGCAACCUAAAUUGAAGCGUAUCACUUGGAUCAACCUAAGAGAAGAACCGAUCUCAUACGUAAAUCAAGAACCUUAUUGUCUUAGAAAGGAAGGAUAUUCCUUGAGAAACUUGAAAGAUUUCGGUGGUAUUUCCGCAUCUAGAUUGGAAGUACUUGAAGAUCGUUUGAAAAAUGAUGUCGUUGCUGAGGUAACGAAAUUAGACGGAAAACUUCUUUUACAUACCGAAACCAACGAUGGUAAAGUAGUGCCAUUGUGGGAAGAUGUUAAAAAAGAUGAAAUUGCCUCUUUGAGAGAUAUAAUGGAUAAGCGUCAAAAUGAAAUAGACUUCAAGCGCAUUCCUAUCACUUCGGAAGCCGUUCCAGAUUUUACAGACUUACAUGAUCUCAUGAAUGUUGUCAUUCAAUCUGAUUCUCAAUCUCCGAUCGUUGUCAAUUGUCAAUUGGGUAGAGGAAGAAGUACAUUAGCCGCUGUUCUGAUCCUACUUACUCAAAAGUGGCUCAAUAAAAGAUCACCUUUGGAACCACAUUCUGGUUUGAAGAGACAACCUACCAUCAACGUUGCAAAAAAGAGCUCAACACGCAAAUCAUACCAACCAAUCAAUAACCUUUUGAGAGUUAUCAGAAGAGGAUUGGAAGUAAAGAACAUUGUAGACGAUGCUAUUGAUGAAGCUGGUGACGUUUACAAUUGUAGAGAAGCAGUAGAAGAUGCGAGAAUCAAGGCGGAAGAGGCUACUGACGAGACGACAAAACGUCAGUUCAUACAAAAGGGUCUUAUUGCUCUUAGAAGAUAUUACUGGUUGAUCAUCUUCCAAUCAUACCUCCAGGAAGCCAAACCAGACACGUUGGAGAAUCUGCCAUCUCUCAAAGAUUACGUAGAAUUCAGACCGGUUUUAAGGACAUUUGAGAACGAGAUCAAGAGUGGUGGAUUAGAGUCAUUGCAUGCAUUGAAGCGCGAUGAGAACCCACCUGAGGGUAAUGCCCUCUCGGAUGAAGUAGAGAGAGUUGUCAGGAAUAGAAAUGGUAGAAUUCUUUCAGCUCAAACACUCCUUAAGUCUGACUUCUUCAGUCAAUUGCAAAAGAUGAGCUUGCCGGAGCGUGUAGAAGGUGCAGCAAACUUCAGACGUGUUUCACUUUCACUUGCACAGAAUAUAGAAUACUACAAUACCUUCAACUGUGAUCAAGUAAGCAUUACCGAAACGGAUAGAAUUAUCGUUGGUGUUGGUAUGCCUUCUGGUAUUGGUCUCAGGAAGGCUCUCGAAGCUAUGAACGCGGCACCAGAAGGUCAAAUAGAAGUUUCAUGGACUUGUCUAAGAGAAGAACCUGUUAUUUAUAUAGUUGGACACCCGCACGUUCUUCGAUUGGCAAACAAACCACUCACAAACGUUGAAAGUACUGGUGUUUCAACUGAAGUUGUUGAAGCUAUGGAAGAUACACUCAAAAAGGAUGUGAUAAUGGCAGCUAAAGAUACAGGCAGAGUGUUAUUACACGAUGAGCAAGAAAUAUCUCCUGGAAAUUACAAGAUUAUACCAAUUUGGCAGAAUGUUGAAGAAUCUGAUAUUUUAACACCAAGAGAAAUGUUCGAAGCUGUACAAAAGGAGGGAUACAGCGUAGAUUACGCUCGUGUCGCUAUUACUGACGAGCAAGCACCUUUGCCUAAUGCCUUAGCACAGUUGCAAAUGCGCUGCGUUAAAGCUUUAGAUAAUGGUUCAUCGAUGGCCUUCAAUUGUCAGAUGGGUAGAGGUAGAACAACGACUGGUAUGAUUGUCGGCUGCUUGGUUUCAUCUAUAUACCAUAAAUCGGGUGAUCCACUUAAAGCUUUAGAAGAACUGCAAGGCGAGAAAGAUGAUCGUGAGGGCAGCGAAAAUGAGAGUGAAGAUGAUGACGACUCGACUAACCCUCACAUAAACGGUGAAUACAGAUCGAUUCUCGAGCUUGUGGGUGUAUUGAAGCACGGAAAGAGGGCGAAAUUACUCGCAGACAAGGCUAUUGAUUUGAUGGAGGGCGUACAAAACCUCAGAAAAGCUGUGUACUCAUAUAAGUUGCAAGCCGAGGCACAAGAUAUUGGAACUCCGAAGCAUGAAAGAUUGGUGACAGUUGCAUGCAACUAUCUACACAGAUACGGCGCAUUAGUCUCCUAUUCGAAUUACCUGCUUGAAGCAGCUGAGCAUGAUAAGCAUCUAAACUGGCUGAGCUUCCCUGGCUGGCUGGCUAAACACAAAGACGUAGUAAAAAUAAUAAAGCGUAGUUCAUUAGAAUAAAAUAUUUUUAAAUUAUUUAUAUUUCCAUUUUCAUCAUAAACUCGC
Wallemia mellicola CBS 633.66 is the source of this 4151-nucleotide messenger RNA. RefSeq lists its product as hypothetical. NCBI's taxonomy places the organism in Eukaryota, Fungi, Basidiomycota, Wallemiomycetes, Wallemiales, Wallemiaceae. Bases 366 to 4106 code for a protein of 1246 amino acids. The transcript has 5 exons. The record is from RefSeq and is a predicted model, not a curated record.